Cornus florida is the source of this 759-nucleotide messenger RNA. RefSeq lists its product as uncharacterized. The transcript has a single exon. The coding region runs from base 1 to 759 and encodes 252 amino acids. NCBI's taxonomy places the organism in Eukaryota, Viridiplantae, Streptophyta, Magnoliopsida, Cornales, Cornaceae. The record is from RefSeq and is a predicted model, not a curated record.
AUGAAAGACUCUCUUAGGGUUGCUUGGGUUCAUAGAUAUCUCAUUAAGUCCAAAUGUUUUUGGUCUGUCAAAGCUACCGCACUUAGUUCUGGUUUUUGGAGAAGGCUACUCAAGUUGAGGGGAAUGGCAAGGGGUCUGCUAAGGCAUAAAGUUGGCUUAGGGGUUUGCACAAGCUUAUGGUUGGACUACUGGCUCCCAAAUGGUCCUAUUUCUUCUCAAAUUGGUCUUACUGUGUUGGAAAUUCUUCAAAUGGACUAUCAAGUCAAAGUUGAUAGCCUAAUUUCCAAUUUUCAGUGGACAAUUCCUUCAUCUCUGCAGCAGAACUACUUCUUUCAGUCUAAACAUUUCCUAUCACAGCUUCAUAGCCUUCCAGAUCCGACACCAACUCAAGAUGUAAUUCAGUGGUUACCAAGUGCACCAAGGGAUUACUCUCACAGACUUACCAGGGAUUACUUCACACCCCCAUCACUGUUAUUUUCAUGCUCUCAUCUCAUCUGGUUCAAGCAUCACAUUCCAAAGCAUGGCCGCAUUGCUUGGUUAGCUCUCAGACACAGACUGUAUACAUUAGACUCUAAACCAAUGAGACACAAGCACAAAACCAAUGCCUGCUACCUCUGUCUUGCUGGAUGGGAGUCUUUGGAUCAUCUAUUCUUUCAGUGUAAAUUCAGUAGAGUUAUUUUGGAGUUCAUGCAACAUGCUGCUGGCUUCUACAUCCUACCAAACAACUGGACUGAACUCAUGCAUUGCGUGGUGUGCUAA